AUGAUCGCCUCCUCGCAAAUAUGGAACCAGUAUCAAAAAGGACUCAAUUCCGCAGCGGGUUUGGGCCUCGUGGGUAGGUCGCUCGGCCGUCGGAUACGUAGAGAAGUAGUGUGCUUCAGGAGUAGUGAGUCGACACUGACCUCUUUCUUCCUCCCUCUUAUACCACCUCCCCAUUCCCGCUUUCUCGGUACAAUGGCGUUUGGAGAGUCCUUGGAGCGCGUCCUCUCUCGGCCAACCGCGAAGCCAUACCGGUCUGGGAAUUUUGCAAAAGACGAGAGAGUCUAUCUAAAUGCCGAUGGACAUGUCGACUUUGGUCCCAACGAUAUAGAGAACCCGAAAGUCUGGUCGACUGCAAGGCGAUGGUAUAUCACCGUGAUCUCUGUCUCGCUAGUCAUCAGCGCAACGUUCGCCUCAUCAGCACCCUCUGGAACACUUCCGAGCAUAUCUGAGGAACUUCACGUAUCGACGACAGCGUCAAAUUUGGUCACGACAUUGUUCCUGCUUGGAUACUGCUUUGGACCACUAGUUUGGGCGCCUCUCUCAGAAUUCUUCGGACGACGAUGGAUAUUCUACCUAACCUUCAAGGCGUACUUCGCCUUCAACUUCCUCUGCGCAUUCACGCCAAACUUCGCCGGGCUACUGGUCGGACGCUUCUUGACUGGCACCCUCGCAUCGGCAGCUCUUAGUAAUGCUCCUGGUGUACUCGCCGAUCUGUGGGGGCCAAUCGAGCGCGGGAACGCUAUGGUAGUUUUCUCCAUGAUGACUUAUGCUGGCCCUGCUCUUGGUCCAGUCGUGGCAGGAUUUCUACAAGUCACGAAGAGUUGGCGCUGGAUCUUCUACGUGCUGAUUUGGUUGGCGUUUGGAACGUUGCUCCCCAUGCUCACGAUUCCUGAGACUCUUCCUUCGAGAGUCCUCACCAACAAGGCGAGACGGAUUCGCAAGGCCAAGAUACCAGGUUACGAGAAUGUGCAGUCACCAGCAGAAGCCGCAAAUCAGAGUCUUGCUAGCAUUUUCAAGGUUGCGCUAACACGGCCAUGGAUUAUCCUGUUCGAUCCGAUUUCGUUCCUGGUGGCUAUAUAUUUGAGUGUCAUUUACGCGCUCCUGUACAUGUUAUUUACUAUAUACCCUAUUGUUUUCCAGCAGAUGCGUGGCUGGAACGCUGGGGUGGGAGCGCUGCCACUGAUCGGUACAAUGUUGGGGGCCUUCCUUGCGGGCGGUAUAGUGUUCUACGAAAGUACAAUCGGGAAGAAGAGAAUGCUGGCUGGAAUCGAACGAACUCCAGAAGACCGCAUGCCUCUGGCAAUGAUUGGUGGCAUUCUCUUCCCUAUAUCGAUGUUCUGGUUCGCAUGGAGCGGCAAUUUCAACUCAUGUCCGUGGCCGGUGGUCGCGAUUGCUGGAGUCUUCCUGUCUACAGGCAUCGUGCUGAUCUUCGUCUCUUACCUGAACUACCUGGCUGACAGCUACUUGCUCUUUGCUGCUUCGGCGAUAGCCGCGAAUACAGUCUGUCGUUCUGCAGCGGGCGCAGCAGCUCCACUGUUUACAGAGCAGAUGUUUGAGGCGCUCGGCGUAGGUCCAGCCGGAUCCCUCAUUGCAGGCGUUGCGUGUCUGCUAGCACCGAUCCCAUUCUUGUUCUACCGAUAUGGAGCAGAAAUCAGAAAGCGAAGCAGGUUUGCGCCCACUGAGGAGGGCAGGCCAACAAAUAACGAUCAAGCUCACUCUGGCGAUCGUGCUUCGCAAGGGGACGCUGGCGGUUCUGAGAAGGAAGAGUUGGCGCUUGAUGAAGAGGCUGGAGUCCUUGGUAAGGACGUUGAGAAGACGUCGCACGAGAGCGAUUCGCCGCAACAGGCCCGAGAUCCGUAUCUUAAUGCUGAUGGCUUGAAAAAGGCAGAACGUUAG
Messenger RNA from Fulvia fulva, 1896 nucleotides. Its product is annotated as Major facilitator superfamily multidrug transporter mdrA. The transcript is spliced from 3 exons. Gene Ontology annotation, biological process: transmembrane transport. The coding region runs from base 1 to 1896 and encodes 631 amino acids. NCBI's taxonomy places the organism in Eukaryota, Fungi, Ascomycota, Dothideomycetes, Mycosphaerellales, Mycosphaerellaceae. Gene Ontology annotation, molecular function: transmembrane transporter activity. The record is from RefSeq and is a predicted model, not a curated record.